Notodromas monacha is the source of this 3064-nucleotide messenger RNA. NCBI's taxonomy places the organism in Eukaryota, Metazoa, Arthropoda, Ostracoda, Podocopida, Cyprididae. The record is from the annotation of a GenBank genome assembly.
AUGCCCGACGUUGACGUUUUGCUGUCAAUUUUCGUGGAUCAUGGAGGGGGAAAAGAAGUAAAUAAUCUGGAUCCGUCGGAGUUGCGGAAACUGAGGAACAAGCAAAGGAAAGCUCGGAAGAAGGCCGCCCAAGAGGAGGAACGGGCCAAGCAAGUUCAGCUGAGUCAGAAUGUGCAGAGCAAAGCCAAAGGAACGCCCAACAGCGCGAAUCAUCAGGACGGAGAGGCAGACGCCCCGAAGAAAAACGACGAUCUAAAUCCGGACAAGUUGUCGGGGGUUGAAAAUCCUCUCGAAGAAGCGCUCAAGUUUCUCACGCCACUCUUCCAGAUGCUUCCGAAUAACCCGGAAAUCUACUGCUUUGGGUUCGAGAUUUACUAUCGAAAGCAGAAACCUCUGUUGAUGCUCCGAUCGAUUAAACGGCUGUGGCAGAAGGACCCGGAACACCCCAAGUUUGUGUCUAUGGUCGUGAGGUUUGCCGAAUUCCGCAAGGAGCACGAGUCCGAGUGGCCCGAGUCCGUCCGUCAGGUUGUGCAGUCCGAAUGCAGCGCGAUGUACGGCGAAAAGGAGCCCAAGGCUUUCCUUCACGAAAUCCUGGACCGAUACAAGUGGUCCGUCCCGCAUCGCCACGAAUGUUCAAAAAUGAUGUAUUUUCUGGACCCAUCAAGCCAACGAGAGUCGAUAGCUUUGGCUACGGAGAUCGAACGAGGAGUGGAGAAAGUCAAGUUAUUGGACUGCGAGGCGGUGCUGGAGAGCUUACUCGAAGGAGAAUUCGGCGACGACGUGACAUCGGAGAUGGAAGCCUACAAAAUCAAGUGUCGCUCGCGGUUCCCCAUAGCAAGAGCUUUCAGAACCCCGGAAGAGUUGUUGGAGGCGCCUAGUGAAAAGGUCGUGAACAAUGGCGGCGGGAUUCCCGACGAAUGGGAGACGACGGACGAGAAGGCCCCGACUGCGGGUGGCGACGGAAGCGGUGGUGGUGACGACGACGACAGCAGCAGCAACAACGUGACCGUGGCCAACACCAAGAAUGGCGACGGGCUCAAGCAGGGAGACGCGCGGAACCAUCAAGUCGGCGUCGUGCACUGAUGACGGACUGACGUCUUCGGGACGCGACGGAUCGAGUGCUUCCCCGUUGGGGCCCGCGUGUUGUCUUUUCGCUCUUCUCACUCCGUCUGUCGGUCUCGGAUUUGCUUCACCUCUUUUUACGUCGCGUUACGAGUUUUUACCUGUUGUUGUUUCUCCGACUGCAACGGUUUAUUUUUUUCUAGUUUGAAUUCAUUUUUGAAUUUGGAACAAAAAUUUCUUCUAGCGAUUGCGCCUUGCCGUUUUCUCCCCCUGUUUUGAGCGUGACCGUCGGCGCUGCUUGUGCCUUGAAGGAAUGGAUAAUGAGAAGGGGGGGCGAUCAAUCAAAACACGACGCGUUGAUGAUCCAACAUUUUUUUUUCGUAGUCAUGAAGCAUUUCAUACCAUCCCUGCUCCGCAUGACUGGUUUCUUAAAUCUUUUUUUCUUGUUUUUUCAACUGUUUUGCCCCUCGAGUCGGAAAUUGGGGAAACUUCAUCACCUUGAAUAAGGGUUGGCAAAAUCUGACGAAAUCCUGUUUUCAUGGCGUCAUUAUUCGAAUAAAAAUUUAUUUUCAAAGUGUAAGUUGUCUGUGAGUCGAAUCAAACAAAAUUACUGUACUUAGCAAAGAAAAACAAAAUAUGACUGGGGAAAAAGAAAAUCUGAUCAAUUCGCCGGUGUUUUUGGUGGACCGCUCCUUGCAAUUCGGAUCGCGGGUCGACCGUUCCUUCGCAAAAAAAUAAUAUUCGCGUUAUGUGUCGUCGAAGCGCUUGGUCUCGCGAAAUGUUUCUUUUUUUUUCCGCCGUGAUAGUUGAUAGACAUAGCAUUAGGACACGAUCAGAAACGUCCCCGUUCCUGCAUUUAUUACGGGUCCAUUGCGUGGCGCGAAUGACUUAACGUUCGCUUAUCUUGCUCUCUUUUAUUUCUUCCUGCGUUUUUUAAAAUUUUUUUUUCUUUUCGCGAAAUUUGAGGAACGUUUUUCCAUGGGGGCUCGCUUUCAUUGUUGUUGGAUUGCCGGAUGUCGUUUCAUGUCUUACAUGAUAUACUGGUGCUGGAUUUUUGAGCGUGUUUCACACGGGCGCGUUUCGGAACAGCUUCUAUAAAAUCUAGUACAGGAUUAGAAUUAGGAGUAAAGUGAAAUUCAAGCUCUGAUGAAGUACCGUUCCAGGAAAGUAUCAACAAAGGCGCCAAAAAAUGUCAUUCCUGCUGAUAAAUAGUUUCAAUCUCUUACGGUGCGUAGCGUAAUCCGAAUCUAUCUGAACUUUUUUUUACUGUCUUCCACUCGAGGAAUCCUUUUUUUUUUGCAUUAGUGAUGUUAUGUAAAUUGUAUGUCGUCGGCACGCGUUCUGUUCUGAAUGCGUUCAGUUGUCUAGGUCACGAUUUAAGACUGCUAUGAAGGUUUAGUUGAUCGCUUGAGAUCCGUAUGCUCAAGAUUCAUCGAAACGCUGAGUAAUUUACGUAUGCAUUCGAUACUUGGUAACUGCCAGCUGUAGGUAAAGAAAACGAAAAGCUUUCUUUUUAUUCACUGGUUCGAACAAAACUUUUCAAGUUUGGGGAAAGCGAGCCUCCGUGUAAGGAUUUUGCUCUUGUCCAAGAGCAUCUUGCCUUCGUCUUAUGAAAAGACUUGACUUAGCAUUGAAUUGUCGUUGUCCGUUGGGGUGAGUCCGCGACUUCGUACGUUAGGAGUUCCUUUUUUUUGUUUUCCGUUUUGUUGUUGUCACCCUUGCCAAACAGUCGUUUCAGUUCGCCACUGUGAGUCGCUUGCGACUUCAUUCCGAGACAACAAAAAGACACUCAAUUAGGGGAGAGAAGGAAAUGGCGGCGAGUCACGUUCUGCUUUCAUUGAAUGCAAGAAAUGUAACUUGAAUGAACGGACGCGGGGAAGGCGGCCGCCGGAAGUCACGGAAGCGAUUUGGAAACGGGAGAACAGAAGUGACGGAUAAAGACGAGGGGGGAGAGUGAAUAAAGAGUCAAGCGAAUGUUUUGAGAUAAGGUGGACAUCAUCAA